GGCGGAGAGGCUCACAGGUUUUUUCGUCUAACAGGAGCUGGAGAAGCAGUAUUCGCCCAGCAGGUGGUCCCACAGGAUGGCGGCGGACGACGUAAUCAAGGCCCACGUGAAGGCUGUAAAGGAAGGUACAGAGCGGGCCCGAGCUCUGGCCCAAACUUUACUCGACGUCCCGUACGGCGAUGGAGACGGAGAGAAACUGGAUGUGUACAUCCCCAGGACCAGCUCUUUGGAUGUCAACCUUGUUAUUUACAUACACGGAGGCUACUGGCAAUUUCUCAGUAAGGAUGAGUCUGGGUUCAUGGCCGUUCCGCUCAUUGAGAAGGGCGUUGUUGUGGUUGCCGUUGGUUACAACAUCGCUCCUAAAGGUAACAUGGACCUGAUGGUGUCGCAGGUCCGCAGGAGUGUGGUGUCCGUCGUUCAGCAGUAUUCUCAUAUCAGAGGUCUUUACCUGUGUGGCCACUCUGCUGGAGCUCACCUGGCUGCAAUGGUGCUCUCCACUGACUGGUCCCAGUACAGCGUCACUCCUCAGGUCAAAGGUGCUUUUCUUGUUAGUGGCAUUUAUGACCUCCUGCCCAUCCUGCCCACCUACGUCAACGAGCCUCUGAAGAUGACGGAGGAGGUGGCCAUAAGGAACAGCCCCAGCAGGUUGGUUCCUCAGCUGAAGCUCUCCUCCUCCGGCUGCCAGAUCGUUGUGGCUGUCGCCAAGAACGACUCGCCGGAGUUUCGCAAGCAGUCCCAAGAAUACUACAAAAUUUUGGAAGCAGCAGGACUGAACGUGACCUUGGAGGAUGUGGAGAAUGCCGAUCACUUUAGUGUCAUUGAACAGCUGGUUGAUGAGGAGUAUCACCUGACCAAGCUUCUUUUGAAGAUGAUGGGGAACAGCUGAAGUGUUCGAUCCGUCAGCCCAAAUCAGAAAACCCGCAUCACCACUGACCUCCGAACAGUUCCUGUGCACCCAUUCACGGAGAAAAUAUGCGUUAGUUCAGGUUUGUUUUGACAGUUUAUUCACAAUCA
This is a messenger RNA of Nematolebias whitei (Rio pearlfish), 1014 nucleotides long. It is a transcript of the gene afmid, whose product is annotated as arylformamidase. The coding region runs from base 77 to 886 and encodes 269 amino acids. Gene Ontology annotation, molecular function: arylformamidase activity. NCBI's taxonomy places the organism in Eukaryota, Metazoa, Chordata, Actinopteri, Cyprinodontiformes, Rivulidae. The record is from RefSeq and is a predicted model, not a curated record. The transcript has 10 exons.